AUGGAACGAGAAAUUCUACUUGGAAGCCAAACCAAGAGAGCAUGCAAAGAGGGACACAACAAUAGUGAUAAUCGCAUCACCACGAGCUUGCUAUGCUCACUUGUUGUCGUCCUGAUGAUCGUCCUUGUGAGCGCCGGCGAUGAGGCCGCGUUGCUUGCUUUCAAAGCGCAGCUUAGCCAUGGUGGCUCGCUAGCCUCCUGGAACAGCAGCACUGACUUUUGCAGCUGGCAAGGAGUGACGUGCAGCCACCGCAGGCCAGUGCGGGUGGCGGCGCUGAGAUUGAACGGCGCCGGGCUCGUCGGAGCACUCUCCCCAGCCAUUGGGAACCUCACGUCCAUGCAGACGCUCGAACUAGGCUCCAACUCGCUCCACGGAGACAUUCCGGCGAGCCUCGGCCGACUCCACCGCCUGCAGAGGCUCUACUUGAAUUACAACUCCUUCUCUGGCACAUUCCCUGCUAACUUGAGCUCUUGCACCAGCAUGACCGAAAUGAGACUGGACUACAACAAGCUUGGAGGGCACAUCCCGGCUGAGCUUGGCGAGAAGCUCACGUCCCUGACAAUAAUCUCGCUGAGAAAAAACAACUUCACAGGGGCCAUCCCGGCAUCGAUGGCCAACCUGUCCAAUCUACAGUUCCUUGAACUCACUGAGAACCAGCUCAUUGGUUCAAUCCCAUCAGGGCUGGGAAGCAUCCGGAGCAUGCGUUUUUUCACUCUCUAUGCAAAUAACGUCUCUGGUACGCUUCCACCUUCUCUCUACAACUGGUCAUCCCUGGAAGUAUUUGGUGUAGGGUCAAAUAUGUUGUACGGAAGCAUUCCGGAUGAUAUCGGAAGCAAGUUCUCCAAGUUGAGACAUCUUGGCUUGGUUCAUAAUCACUUCACAGGAACCAUCCCUUCCUCAAUAUCCAACAUAUCUUCCAUCCAAGUACUUAUGCUCUCGUCAAACAAAUUUAGUGGGUAUGUGCCUCCCACGUUGGGGAGGCUCAGACGUCUCCAACUUGUGAACUUGAGUAACAAUAAGCUUGAAGCAAAUGACAACAAGGGUUGGGAAUUCAUCACUUCUUUGGCAAACUGCAGCAGACUGCAGCUAUUGUCAUUCAGCAACAAUGCUUUUGAAGGACAACUGCCAGGUUCAAUUGUAAACCUCUCAACGACUCUCCAGUCCUUAUACUUUGGUGGAAGUAUGAUCUCUGGAAUUAUUCCUGCUGACAUCGGUAAUCUGGUUGGUCUCAAAGUUUUUGAUAUAGCAGCUACUUCUAUAUCUGGAGUGAUUCCAGAUAGCAUCGGUAAGCUAGAGAACUUGGUCAAUUUAAACUUGAUCUACCAUACCUUGUCUGGUCUCAUACCUCCAUCGCUAGGAAACCUUUCACAAUUGAUUAGCCUUCGUGCACGUGAUUGCAAUUUGGAGGGGCCAAUUCCAGCAAGCCUGGGAGAGUUGAAAAAUAUCUUUAUGAUUGAUUUGUCAAGGAAUUUCCAUCUUAAUGGUUCAAUACCAAGAGAGAUUUUAAAAUUAACCAGCCUCUCUUGGUAUGUGGACUUGUCAUACAAUUCCCUUUCUGGACCCAUUCCCAAUGAAGUUGGUAGCUUGUCAAACCUUAACCAACUUAUUCUAUCAGGAAACCGAUUGUCUGGCGAGAUACCUGAUAGUAUUCAGAAUUGCAUAGUGUUGGUACUGCUAUCAUUAGACAAUAAUUCAUUCGAGGGAGUCAUACCUCGACCACUGGCAAAUAUAAAGGGGCUCAUUAAACUAGACCUCAGCAUGAAUAAGUUCUUUGGCGAGGUGCCACAUGAAGGUGUUUUUAGAAACAUCACUUACUUAGCGGUUGCCGGGAAUAUCAAUUUGUGUGGUGGUACACCUCAACUGGACAUGGCUCCAUGCUCCAUAAGCAAGAAGACUAGAAAGAUGCCAAAGUCCCUUGUCAUUUCUUUAGCGACAGUUGGAGCAAUCUUGUUGUCACUUUCACUUGUUUUUCUUAUUUGGAUGCUUUGCAAGAAUCUCAAACCAAGCCAGAAGACAGUAGCCCAAAAUUCAAUUGUUGGUGACCGUUACAAUAGAAUCCCCUAUCAUGCAUUAUGGAAAGGAACUAACGGAUUUUCAGAAGCCAACUUGCUUGGGAGAGGAAGUUAUGGUGCAGUUUAUAAGUGUGUUUUGAACACUGAAGAAAGAACAUUGGCUGUCAAGGUUUUUAAUCUUGGUCAAUCUAGGUAUUCAAAGAGUUUUGAGGCUGAGUGUGAGAUCAUGAGAAGGAUGCGACAUCGUUGUCUCAUUAAGAUCAUUACUUCUUGUUCGAGCGUCAACCACCAAGGUCAGGAGUUCAAGGCAUUGGUUUUUGAGUUCAUGUGCAAUGGUAACUUGGAUGGUUGGCUUCAUCCAGAAUCUCAACAACCUACUACAAACAACACACUCAGCCUUGCUCAAAGGCUUGAUAUUGCUGUCGGUAUUGUGGAUGCAAUAGAAUAUCUACACGACUACUGUCAACCAUUGGUAAUCCAUUGCGAUCUUAAGCCAAAAAACAUUCUUCUUGCUGAAGACAUGAGUGCACGAGUUGGAGACUUUGGCAUAUCAAGGAUUCUGCAAGAAAAUACAAGCAAGGGGAUGCAAACUUCAUAUAGCUCAACUGGAAUUAGAGGUUCCAUAGGCUAUGUUGCUCCAGAGUACGGUGAAUGCUCUGCUGUCUCAACAGCUGGUGAUCUUUAUAGUCUUGGCAUAUUAUUGCUUGAGAUGUUUACCGGAAGGAACCCAACAGAAGGCAUGUUCAAAGAUUCAUUGGAUCUGCAUAAGUUUGUUGAGGAUGGAAUCCCAAACAGAACCUUGGAGAUAGCCGACCCAACAUUGUGGCUGCACAUCGAACGACACAAUAACACUGCUAAUAAUAGAAUCCAGGAGCUAGUAAUUGUUCUCAGAGCUAUGUUUCUGUACAACUAUAUCAAAUAA
Messenger RNA from Triticum aestivum (bread wheat), 2934 nucleotides. Its product is annotated as putative receptor-like protein kinase At3g47110. Gene Ontology annotation, molecular function: ATP binding; protein binding; protein kinase activity. The transcript has 4 exons. Lineage: Eukaryota; Viridiplantae; Streptophyta; Magnoliopsida; Poales; Poaceae. The record is from RefSeq and is a predicted model, not a curated record. Bases 1 to 2934 code for a protein of 977 amino acids. Gene Ontology annotation, biological process: protein phosphorylation.